Agrilus planipennis (emerald ash borer) is the source of this 1627-nucleotide messenger RNA. Its product is annotated as zinc finger protein 525-like. Gene Ontology annotation, biological process: regulation of transcription by RNA polymerase II. The transcript has a single exon. Bases 145 to 1104 code for a protein of 319 amino acids. The record is from RefSeq and is a predicted model, not a curated record. Gene Ontology annotation, cellular component: nucleus. Lineage: Eukaryota; Metazoa; Arthropoda; Insecta; Coleoptera; Buprestidae. Gene Ontology annotation, molecular function: RNA polymerase II transcription regulatory region sequence-specific DNA binding; DNA-binding transcription factor activity, RNA polymerase II-specific.
AAGUAAUGCCAAAAGUAUAUUGAAUGUUCUUACUUUCUAUUUUGAGAACAUCAUUUGAUUUGUAGGAAACUCGAAAAAGAAGUGCAAAAAGUUGAAAAGUAUAACAGUGAAGAAGAAAAUUAUGUAGAAAUAGUUGGCGCGAAGAUGUAUUACUGUCAUCACCACAGUACGUGUACUGAUCGUUUCACCCAAAAUGAACUUCUCAAACAUUGCAAGCUACACAACAUAGAAAUAGAAAACCCAAUAGUAUACUUUGAGAAAGCACUGCGACAAAUGAGCGACAAAAUCGAAGAAGCAUUAGAAAACUCAUCCUGCCACACGAAAUUUAUUUCACCUAGUUACAAAUGUAAUAUCUGUAAUAAAGAUUUCACAACGAAAGGUGGUAUGGCUGAACACUCUCGUAUUCAUUCGGGAGAACGUCCUUUUCAGUGUUCUUUCUGUGACAAGAAGUUCAGUUUGUUGAGGUAUAAAAAACAACAUGAACGCAUCCAUACGGGAGAGACGCCGUACAAAUGCCAUCACUGCAACAAAAGUUUCAAUCAAAGAACUAGCAUGGUGACACACUCCCGUAUCCAUACGGGCGAGUGCCCUUUUAAGUGUUCCUUUUGCGAUCGGAAAUUUACUACAAGCACCUAUAGAAAAGCACACGAACGCGCUCAUGCGGGAAAGAAACCGCACAAAUGUCAUCAUUGUAACAAAAGUUACACUCAGAAAACCAGUUUGGUUAUACACUCGCGUACCCACACGGGCGAACGUCCAUUCAAGUGUUCAUUCUGUGACCAGACGUUUACCACAAAUGGUAAUAAAACAUCACACGAACGCACUCACAUGGAAACUAAACCUUACAAAUGUGAUCACUGUAACAAAGGUUUCAAUCAUAAAUCCCCUAUGAUCACACACUCCCGUACCCAUACGGGCGAACUGCCGUAUAAAUGCUCAUUCUGCGACAGGUCGUUUAGUACAAGCAAUGUUAAAAGGGAUCACGAAAACGCUCACACGGGAAAUAAACCACACAAAUGCCCUGACUGUAAUAAGGGGUUUACUUACAGAAACACCAUGGUUCGACACUCCCGUGUCCAUGCCGCAAGGAUGGAUGUUUCUUAAAGUGUUCAUUGUAUAACAGAAAAAUUAGUACAAAACGGAACACAGAUAGAUUCCGAUGUUUCGUCGACAAUUGCGGUUAACAUCUUCAGUGGAAAGAGUGUAAUCGUAUAAUAAAAAGCCGCGUAAGCAAUGUCGUUUGUGUCAUCCGCAUUUUCCUCAUAUUAUCUGUAUUAAAGUUAAUCUUAAGUGCUUAGUUUUUAAUUAAUUUAAUUUAAUUUUAUAAUAGAUUAAAUUGAAUUGUGAACAACCUAAUAAAAUAAAUAUCUAUACAUGUAUCCCUAUUUACGCCACCAAAAGGCAGUGACUUUAAUAUUAACAAUAAAAGAUCAGAGCGUUUUUUUUUUCUUUCAAAAUAAUACGUUAUGACUUGCUCAUUUAUUACCUAUAAUGUGCCACAACAGAACAAAACUUCAUGCUCAGCUAUGUGAUGUGUACAUCGCGAUUUCGAUCUCUUUUGAUCUCAUCAGCACGCCGUAACCAAUUCCUACAGAACGCCGAUUUGGUCAUUUAUGAUUAAUGAUAU